AUGGAAGCUGGAUUGGAUUAUGCAUUCGGCCUUCUGGCUCCUGAAAAUGAUGAAGUCUUCGAAUGGCUGGAUGAUACGACCAAUAAAGACUUUGCCUAUGACUAUCAUUCAACAGUCUUACAAAUGUUGCAUGAUGUUGAUCCACCUCGUUCACAUUGGGUGCUCAAGUCCCCAGAGCAUAUACUUUGGAUUGAUACUUUGUUAAAAUAUUAUCCACAUGCAUCACUUAUUAUGUCCCAUCGACGACUCCAAGAGGUAUUUCCUUCAGGUUGUCGCCUAGUACUUGCUUGGACCAACAUCUAUUUUGACAAAGAUGAUUAA
Messenger RNA from Rotaria sp. Silwood1, 321 nucleotides. Lineage: Eukaryota; Metazoa; Rotifera; Eurotatoria; Philodinida; Philodinidae. The record is from the annotation of a GenBank genome assembly.